Ostreococcus lucimarinus CCE9901 is the source of this 1749-nucleotide messenger RNA. RefSeq lists its product with no specific name. The transcript has 2 exons. The record is from RefSeq and is a predicted model, not a curated record. Lineage: Eukaryota; Viridiplantae; Chlorophyta; Mamiellophyceae; Mamiellales; Bathycoccaceae. The annotation marks the transcript as partial. Gene Ontology annotation, molecular function: nucleic acid binding; ATP binding. Gene Ontology annotation, cellular component: nucleolus.
UUCGAAGAUCUCGUCCCCGCCCUGCGCGCGUCCUCGCUCGCCGUCCUCGAGCGCGCCGGUUUCGCGCGCUCGACGCCGGUCCAGGCCGCCACCGUCCCGCUGCUCUGCUCGCACAAGGACGUCUCCGUCGAGGCGUGCACGGGGUCGGGGAAGACGCUGGCGUUCGUGCUGCCGAUGAUUGAGAUUCUGGCGCGAGCGAAGCGCGAGCUGAAGCGAUACCAGGUCGGGGCGGUGAUCGUGAGCCCGACGCGAGAGCUGGCAAAGCAAAUUCACGAAGUCGCGGCGCCGUUCGUGCGGACGCUGGGGAAAGAACGGAGCGAGACGAAUGAGGGUGAAGGAGAUUUAGCGAUGUUGCUCGUGGGAGGAACGGAUGUGGCGAAGGAUGUGGCGACGUUCGCGGCGACGUCGCCGCUGGUGCUCAUCGCGACGCCGGGGCGCUUGUGGGACGUGAUGCAGCGAAGCAAAGAGCUGGACGGGAAGAAGUGUGAAUUGCUCAUAUUGGACGAAGCCGAUCGAUUGCUCGGGAUGGGAUUCAUGGCGACUUUGAAUAAUAUUAUAUCGCGACUACCCAAGCAGCGAAGGACUGGGUUGUUCAGUGCGACACAGACGGAAGAGGUGGCGGAACUCGCGAGAGCGGGCUUGCGGAACCCGGUGCGAGUGACGGUGCGAGACGCGUUGAACUCGGCUGCAAAGGCGGCGGGUGAGAAGGCUGGGAAGCUUCCGACGCAGCUGCAGCUGCUUUAUCGUAUAUGUUCCGUAGAUUCCAAGCUGUGGCAUUUCGUGAACUUCAUCAAGGAGCAUCGCGAGUGUAAAGUCAUCGUCUACUUUUUGACAUGCGCGUGCGUGGACUUUUACGAAUCGGCGCUCAAAGAACUUUUGCCAGAGUCCACCGCCAUCGCGCUGCACGGAAAAAUGAAACAAAGCGCCCGGGAAAGCGCUUUGGGUAAAUUCACCGAACAAAAGUCGGGUAUUCUGAUGUGUACUGACAUCGCGGCUCGCGGUUUAGACAUUCCAGGCGUCGAUUGGAUUGUGCAAUUUGAUCCACCGCAAGACCCGGCGGCGUUUGUGCAUCGUGUCGGAAGAACUGCGCGCAUGGGUCGAGAUGGAAGUGCAUUAGUGUUUUUAUCGCCGAAUUCGGAGGCCAGCUAUGUGGACUUUUUGCGAAUUCGCGGUGUAGAGAUCAAGCCGGCUCCGGGAACGCGCGAAGGUGCGGCGCACGUGCAUGCGGUGUUGCGAAAAGCGAGCGAAAAAAAACGGGAAAUUAUGGAGAAGGGCGUGCGAGCGUACGUCUCAUUCAUUCGCGGGUACAAGGAGCAUCACUGUCGAUUCAUUUUCCGAUUUAAAGAGCUCGAAUACGGCGCGCUCGCCAUGUCCAUGGGUCUGCUUCGUCUUCCGAAGAUGAAGGAAAUUCGCAAGGCACCGAAAAAGUUUAUGGAAUGCUUCGUCGAAUCAUCCGUCCACGCCGAUUCGGUGGCUUUCGAGGACAAGGCUCGCGAAAAGCAACGUCAAAGAACCCUCAAGGAGCAAGAAGAAGCGGCCGAGGCGCAGCGUUUAUUGGAUGCGGAUAAACCCAAACCUAAGAAGGAAAAGGUCAAGGAGGAAAAGCGCCAGACAGCCUUCAAACGUCGCAAGGAAGAGUCCAGAGCCGACAUCGAAGAGAUGGAGGACGAUUACCGCGCCCUCAAAAAGUUGAAAAAGGGCAAGAUGACGGAGGAAGAGUUCGAUCUCGAGAUCGGUUUUGACGAAGUC